UGAUCUGGAAAUCCCCCUUCCCGCUGGCGAGCGCUGAGGAGCGCGCUUCAAUUUGCAGGGAAAGACUCUUUUACGCACAACGAGCUUGGAGAGCUUGCGACGGGCAGUUUUUUUUUUCAUCAGGAAAAAGAGUUUACAAGCAACAGUGAGCUGAGGCGUCUGAGUGGGCAUGUGGUUGCUGGAGAAGCUCCGCAGCUCUGUGGAGAGCAGUGGGACGCAUCCCCCACAGACAACAGAGGCAAUCCCUGUUGCCGUUUACGCCAAUGUGCUCACUCCCGAAAGGAUCCCUGAUUUUUUCAUCCCGCCCAAACUCAUCUGCUGCCCCCCAGAGGACUCCACCAGCCCGGAGCUCAAGCCCCGUGCCAAUCUGAGACCCUCCUCCUCCGACCAUGCCAUCUGCAGCAAGAGCCCCCGAGCUCGGAGCAGCAAGAACAUCUGCAGCCCUCGCAUGUUCUCCCGCAACCUGCAAAAGUCUGCCAACCGUCACAUCAUCCAGAUAGAGAGUGCCGACGAACCGGGGGCCGGGGCCACCAACAGGCUCGGCGUGGACGUCAACACCAAUGCCGACCCCCUGUCGCAGACUGCAAUGUCCCUGCCGUACGUCCCCAAAGCUCAGACCUCCUACGGCUUCUCCACCUUGGUGGAGUCUCCUCACACCAGACGCAAGGAGAGCCUGUUCCACAGUGAUCCCAGCAGCCCCCUCACCUCACCAAACUCCCAGAGGCGCUCCCAGGGGGGGGCUUUGCUGGCCCCGGCUGACCCCAACCCUUACCGCUACUUCAGUGGAGGAGAGAGUGACACCUGCUCUUCUGCUGAGUCCUCCCCGUUUAACUCCCCCCUCCUCUCCAGGUCGGCCUCCCUACUUCGAUCCAUUACCCAGGAAACACAAGCCAAGGUGUCUCGCGCAAGACGCUCCCUGGCACGCCACAGUUCACUUUCCACCGACGAAUGCAGCUCGGCCGACAACAGCCCCAACGUGCAGCGGCGCCGCACGCGCUGCCCCCCCUCUCCCGCCUUCCGCGGCGCCAAGGCCGGCCACCCCAGGGGCGCGGCCUCGGAUCUCCUGCAGCGCGAGCACACCAUCAACCUCCACAAGGGCGGGACGGUGAGGCUGAGCACCCACUACGACCCCGAGGCCGCCCGGCUGAGGGUGCGCGUGCUCACCGCCGAGGCCCUCUACAACAGGCAGACGGACGUGAAGAGCAUCAACUGCUGCGUGGCGCUCUACCUGAACCCCGGCAAGCAGCAGAAACAAAGGAGCACCAUCAUCAAGAACAGCAGGAACCCCGUGUUCAAUGAGGACUUUUUUUUCGAUGCCCUGCCCCAGGCGCAAGUGAAGAGUCUGGCCAUGAAGAUAAAGGUGGUGAACAAAGGAACCAGCCUGAAGAGAGACGUGCUUCUAGGAGAGAGGGAGGUGCUGCUCAGUGAGCUGCUCGCAAACCUCUAGGGAGGCCCUGUCAAGGCUCCGGUGGAAGCGAGCGGCUCGCCGCCCCUCUGCCGACCUUUUCAUCCCACCUCUCCAGGCUGGGCAAGAAGCGGCAUACUGAUGACAAGGGAGCUGCAUCCUUCACACUGUGUUGUGUGCGUCGACAGAAUCUCUGUUGUCAUGAGUAGUUCAGUUUAAACAAAGACACGCUUUUAAGUGCUUGCUGGCACGUGGGCAAUGUGAUUGGCAGAGCGGUGUUUGUGUUUUAGUCUUGACAUGCUGACUUCCAAAAGGUGUCGCCCCCCCCCCCUCUCCGAUGUAGCUUUUCACAGCUGAUGUGUCUUACUGGAAGUUGUAUUUUUGUAUUAAAUCUCGAUAUUGCGUGCAAUAGUUUUGCAUGUCCCUGUGCCAAUAUAAAAAAAUAUGUUUCCAUGAGAGACUGGAUUUGAACGACUCGUAUUGUAGACAUGACUGAUGCAAUGUGACAAGUUUACCAACUGACCAAUAAAGAACACACAAAAAAAGAAA
Messenger RNA from Fundulus heteroclitus (mummichog), 1954 nucleotides. RefSeq names its product C2 calcium-dependent domain-containing protein 4C. The record is from RefSeq and is a predicted model, not a curated record. The transcript has 3 exons. Lineage: Eukaryota; Metazoa; Chordata; Actinopteri; Cyprinodontiformes; Fundulidae. The coding region runs from base 170 to 1447 and encodes 425 amino acids.